Messenger RNA from Rubroshorea leprosula, 1353 nucleotides. The record is from the annotation of a GenBank genome assembly. NCBI's taxonomy places the organism in Eukaryota, Viridiplantae, Streptophyta, Magnoliopsida, Malvales, Dipterocarpaceae.
AAAAUCCUGAUCCCUAAAGGCAACGUCCGCCGCCGGAACUCCACUCCGUAGCAGACUGACUUACCCCCCAGCAGCCACAAUGGUGGAGAGGUUCUUUUUCACGAGCCAAACUGAUGUCCACCGCCGAGAACCUGACCCAAUUACACUUCUCUCUGGACCUCCCUCCUGGGCUUGGUUACUAAUGGGUGGGAAACGUAAUAAGAGGAAAUCUAAGUGCCCCAUUUUAGCAGCAAGUUGCUUGUUUGCUUCACAAGUCAAGGGCAUUGGAAAGACCUCGAUGCUUUUUCAGUUUGCAUUCAACUCUGCAUCAGAGUCCUGCUCUGGGAAUCGUAAUGUCGUUUUCAUAUGCAAUCGACGCAGGCUAGAGACCAAACCCCCUUUUCUUUCUCAGGGUAUUGAUCCAUCUUCUGAUGUUUUUCAGCAUAUAAAAAUGAAAUACAUUGAAGAUGAUGAAGGAAUCAAGAAGUACUUUGCUGCAUUUCACAUGCACGAUACAUUUCCAGCUGCUAUUGUCAUUGAUAAUUUUGGAGAUUUCUUCAACGAAUGGAAUUGCCAAGAGAGACAUAGGAAUCCUCGUGGAAGAGACUUGGCAAUGGUUCACACCCUAGCUCUGUGUCAUAAUGCAAUAACUCAUGCAAAUCAAAAAGGGCCUUGCCAGCUUUUAUUGUCUGAUACACACCAGGGGGACGCACCAAGAUUGCUGUAUAUCUAUAAGAGGUGGAUUCAAACCAUUUUUGUAGUCAAAGGUGAUGGCUUUGGAUCAUUUCUUUUGAAAUAUAACAACUACGCAGCAAGUGGUAAUGCUAAGAGGACAAGAACAGCAAAGUACUCUAUAGCGUUUCAAUAUCUAUUAUUGGAGGGGAUAACUGAGGACAGUGAUCAAGAAUUGCUGACAGAUUAAGUUUAUUGACAUGGAAUUCCAAAGUGAUAAUUUUAUAGCUCUUCGGCAAAAACUUAUUGAGGAAUAUCUAAAGACUGAAGGAAGUCAGUAGCAAAGUUGUUAGAUUCAUGUAUUGGGCUUUUAUUUUGCGGUCACUCUCAGCUCAAUGAAAAUCUGCAGUUUGGACAAGUAAACUUGUGAUUAAGAAUGUAAUUUAACUCUGGGACACAUUAUUCUGAACAUAUGAAUUUGAGCUUAGUUCAGAAGUGGACCAAAAAACGAAAGGGAAAUUUUAGGAUUUUUGCUUGUGCUUUCCCUUCUGGAACCCUACUUUUAGGGAACAAAAAAUUUAGUUGGAUUUAACAUGGCAUUACUUAUAGCAUCUAUGAUUCACAAAGUUGGCACCCAGGAUUCAGGUUUGCUUCGACACUCAAAUGUCAUUAGAGCUGGGUUACCUCAAUGCUCAUGUUGCU